Molecule: messenger RNA, 8226 nt
Organism: Hyla sarda
Lineage: Eukaryota; Metazoa; Chordata; Amphibia; Anura; Hylidae
Product: unconventional myosin-X-like
Biological process (GO): signal transduction
Cellular component (GO): myosin complex; cytoskeleton
Molecular function (GO): ATP binding; protein binding; cytoskeletal motor activity
Source: RefSeq, a predicted model, not a curated record
CUUUUUCCACAGCAGGAACACUGUUCCCAUUAGCAGGAAUCAGCAGUUUGAUGGUCUGAACAGACAAUGUCCUAGAUUACUAUGAGACGUUUGGGUGUCAGGCCAGGACUAGUGUCCAUAUAAAGCAACCGUACAGCUAUGGAGCAAAGUUGGACAGCAGAGAAGAAUAUAUGGGCCCUUUUUGUUGUCGAAUAGCAUCAAGUAGGCCAAAAGCCUAUUCAUAUGGUAUGACCUCUUCUGCUGUGCAUGAGGGAGGUCGUGUUUGGCUCGUCAUAAAUGGCAGCUUGGUCCCGGCCGUGGUCACCUCUUGUAGUGAUGGAGAUGUCCUCUUUACAAGUGACUAUGGACAGGAGUUCAUGUACCCCCGUAGCGCCCUCACCAGGGACUUGGUGCUCCCGAUGCAUCAGAGUAACAGGGAAGGUGUGGAGGACAUGUCCUUGCUGGCCGACCUGCAUGAAGCCGCCAUCAUGUUGAAUCUUCAUCAACGUUACAAAGAUGACAAAAUCUAUCGGAAAGCACAAAACUACUCCUUAAAUUUCUGUCAUCGAUGAGUCAGAACUGCGCAGGAGGAGGAGACAAUCAGACUCACGUGGAGGAGGCCAUGAUGGAGAGCAGCCCGAUCCUCGAAGCUUUUGGAAAUGCCAAGACGGUUUACAAUAACAACUCGAGCCGCUUCGGAAAAUUCAUCCAGCUGCACUUCUCCCAGCAGGGCCACAUCCAGGGGGGCCGCGUGGUGGACUAUUUACUGGAGAAGACCCGAGUGACGCGGCAGAGUCCUGGAGAAAGGAACUAUCACAUAUUCUACGCUCUACUUGCGGGGGCCAGUACGGAGGAAAGAGAAGCGCUCUCCCUCUCGGAUCCCCACUCCUAUCAGUAUCUCAGCUCCUCUGGGUGUGUGACGGCCGAGGGACUCAACGAUAAAGACAUGUUUAACAAAGUUUUGACAGCGCUGCAAGUGAUGGAUUUCAGUGAUGAAGAAAUACGAGAAGUAUGGAAGUUGCUUUCUGGCACGCUGCAAAUGGGGAACCUGGAGUUCAUGACUGCAGGGGGCGCUCAGAUCACAACCAAAGCAGUUUUGAGCGAUGUGGCCGACCUGUUGGGAUUGGACUCCUUCCAGCUUUCAGAAGUGCUCACUCAGAGAUCAAUGAUUCUGAGGGGGGAAGAGAUCAGUUCUCCCCUCACAGUGGAGCAGGCUAUAGACUCUCGAGACUCCCUGGCGAUGGCGCUCUACGCUCAGUGUUUCUCUUGGUUGCUGGGGAAAAUAAAUGCCCGUGUCCGGGGAAAGGAAAACUUCAAGUCCAUCGGGAUUCUAGAUAUUUUUGGAUUUGAAAAUUUCCAGAUAAACCGGUUUGAGCAGUUCAAUAUUAACUAUGCCAAUGAGAAGCUCCAGGAAUAUUUCAACAAGCACAUCUUCUCCCUGGAACAGCUGGAAUAUAACAGAGAAGGAAUACAGUGGGAAGCUAUAGACUGGAUGGACAAUGCAGAAUGCUUGGAUCUUGUGGAAAAGAAACUCGGUCUUUUGGCUUUGAUCAAUGAGGAGAGUCGUUUUCCCAAAGGCACAGACUUCACCCUGCUAGAGAAGCUCCAUAACCAGCAUGCUAACAACCCACAUUAUGUGAAGCCGAGGGUAACAGAGAACCAAUUUGGCAUCAAGCACUACGCGGGCGAGGUCACGUAUGAUGUGAAGGGCUUCCUGGAGAAGAACAGGGACACCUUUCGGGAUGAUGUUUUGAACAUGCUGAGGGACAGCAGGUUGGAUUUUAUCUAUGACCUCUUUGAGAAAGUCUCCAGCAGAUGUGGGGAGGAAACAUUAAAGAUGGGGACACUGAAGAAGAAGCCAACAGUCAGUUCUCAGUUCAGGGAAUCCCUCCAUUCCCUCAUGGCAAUGCUCAAUACCUCAAACCCCUUCUUCAUCCGCUGCAUAAAACCCAAUACAGAAAAGUUACCAGACAAGUUCAGCCCGGAGGUGGUCCUGAAUCAGCUGCGGUACUCAGGAAUGUUGGAGACGGUGAAAAUCAGGAGAGCCGGGUAUCCCGUUCGCAGGCAGUACGCCGACUUCAUGAGUAGGUAUAAGAUGCUUCUGAAGGGUAUUACCAAUACGGAGGAUGAUCGAGGAAAAUGUGCGGCUCUCCUGCACACCUUCGAUAACUCUAAGAAAGAAUGGCAACUCGGAAAAACGAAGGUGUUCCUAAAAGAGGCUCUGGAGCAGCGUCUGGAGAAGAGUCGGGAUCAGGAGCUGAAGAGGGCGGCAUUGAUCAUCCGAGCUCACAUCCAGGGAUACAUUGCCAGGAAGCAUUAUAAGCACGUGCGUCUCAGCAUCAUCACAAUCCAGAAGAAUUAUCGCGCUCAUUUCUGGAAGUCAGCGUACCGAAGGCUCCAGUGCUCGGCUCUGCAGCUCCAGAAGCACUGGCGCGGGAGGACCGCCAGACGACUGUAUCGACAAAUGCUGGAGGAGGAGAGGAGGAGGCGAGAGGAGGAAGAGAGGAGACGGAAAGAGGAGGAAAGGCGUCGGCGAGAACUGGAGGAGCAAAGGAGGAUGGAGGAAGAGCGGAAAAGACGAGAAGAGGAAGAGAGGAGGGAGCAGGAGAGGCUGGAGGCUGAGCUGAAGGCUGCUCAGGAAGAACAAGAGAAAGCUCGGAACCUGGAGAACUUCCUGCUACAAGAAGAAGAAAAGCGACAGAUGGACGAGAUCUUGAGACUGGAAAAAGAGAUCGAGAAACUGCAUCACCAGCAGAAGCUGGAUGGAGUCUCCAUCACCUGUGUGGAUACCCGUAAUGAACUUACGCGACAGCGGGAGGAGCAGAUCCAUAAACUGGAGAAGGAAGCCUCCCGUGUGGCUCAAGAGUUCUUGGAGCUGUUGGACUUUGGGAACUUGGAGGAGAGCGCCAACAGCUUGGAGAAUGGAAUCGACGGCACCUUGAAUGUGGACGGCAGUUUGGUGGCACCUUUGGCGGAAGAGGAGGUAGAUGAAGGGUUUCAUGCAGAUGAUGAGUUGUUACCGCCUCCACCCCCAAUGUUGUUAUUGGAUGAUGAAGAUAUUGACGAGGAUCUUAAGACCUGCGAGAGCUUCUCGGAGAACGGAACCUACACGCAAAUUCCUGGUACCUCCACUGACUCUCAGGUGUCUCCUCUAGGACCUCUAUCUACUCAAGACGUAUACAGCGGCCUCUCCGAUAAAUCUGAGAGCAUUUAUCAAUGUCUGUCAGAUGUCCAGAGUAACAGCGAGGAGGCCCAGGAGCCCAUCUACAGCUACCCACCCGAUGUGGAGUCGGACUAUGACCACGAGGAGUUUGACGAAGGUCCCCCAGGUUCUACCGAUGCCAGGAACUCAAGCGACGGCCACUUAACGGAUGAAGAGAUCCCUCGUAUCUCCAAACCGGGCAGCUACGGGUCACAGUGUGGGAGUUUGGAUUCGUUCUUGGACAGUGAUGAAGAAGCGGACAGCCAUAUUGACACCGAUGAAGAACUGAUGACCUCGCGCGUCACUCUGUUCAAUGGAGGAGGCCCUCCCUAUUUUCACAGUUACCUGUAUAUGAAAGCCGGUGGCCUUAUGAACAUGUGGAGACGUCGGUGGUGCGUCCUCAAAGACGAAACCUUCAUGUGGUUCCGGACUAAGCAGGAGGCUCUGAAGUCGGGCUGGCUGUAUAAGAAGGGCGGCGGGAUGUCCACGUUGUCUCGGCGCAACUGGAAACGUCGCUGGUUUGUGCUAAGAGAGUCCAAGCUCAUGUACUUCGAGAACGAUAGUGAAGAACGUCUAAGAGGGACCAUCGAUGUCCGCACCGCCAAAGCCAUCAUUGAUAUUCACGAGAAGGAGAACGCUCUGGAUAUCGUUACUGGGGAGCGAACGUAUCACAUUGUGGCCGAGACCCCUGAAGAUGCCAGCGGCUGGUUCAAUGUCCUGAGCAGAGUUCACAGCGCGACCUCUCAACAGCUGCGAGACAUGAGGGAUGAACAAGCUAACCCCAAGAAUGCUGUGGGAACCCUGGAUGUGGGGCUUAUUGAUUCUGUCUGCGCCUCCGACUGUCCUGAUAGACCAAAUUCCUUUGUGAUCAUUACCGCCAACCGGGUCAUCCACUGCAACACGGAUAUCCCUGAGGAGAUGCACCACUGGAUCUCCCUGCUGCAGAAACCCCGAGGAGAAGCCAAGGUGGACGGACAGGAGUUUCUCGUAAGAGGUUGGCUCCAUAAAGAAGUCCAGAGCAGCAACAAAAUGGCGUCUCUCAAAUUAAAACGUCGCUGGUUUGUGCUGACCCGAAACGCUCUAGAUUACUACAAGUCCUCCGAGCGAAUGGCGUCCAAACUGGGCACCCUGGUCCUGAACAGCCUGUGCUCUGUGGUGCAGCCGGAUGAGAAGACGCACACGGAAACAGGAUACUGGAAUAUUGUCGUGUAUGGGAGGAAACAUUCCUAUAGAUUGUAUACAAAGCUGCUAAAUGAGGCCAUGAGGUGGGCGAACGCCAUCCAGGGAGUGAUUGACAGCAAAGCCCCCAUAGAGACUCCCACCCAGCAACUCAUCCGGGACAUCAAGGAGAACAGCCUGAACAGUGAAGCUGUGGAGCAGACGUACAGGAGGAACCCAAUCUUAAGAUAUACCCAGCAUGCUUUGCACUCGCCACUUCUACCGCUGCCUUACGGGGACAUCAACCUCAAUCUGCAAAAGGAGAAAGGUUACACCACACUGCAGGACGAGGCGGUGAGGAUCUUCAACUCUCUCCAGGAGAUCGAGACCGUCCCUGAUCCGGUCCCUAUAAUCCAGGGCAUCCUGCAGACCUGCCAAGACCUGAAACCAUUAAGAGAUGAAGUUUAUUGUCAGCUGAUCAAACAGACCAAUCACGUCCCGCAGCCAAACAGCCCGACCAACCUGCGCCACUGGCAGCUCCUCACCUGUAUGAGCUGCACCUUCCUGCCUGGGCGCGAGAUCUUGCGCUACCUUAAAUUCCACCUUAAGAGGAUACGGGACAGCUUCCCCGGCUCGGAGGUCGAGCAGUUCGCCCACUUUAUUGCUGACGCUCUGAAGAAAACGAAAUGCAGGGAGCUGGUUCCAUCGCAGGAAGAGAUCUCGGCUCUGCUCACCCGCAGCAACAUGACCACGUCGGUCUACUGUCAUGGCGGAGGCUCCUGUCAGAUCAGCAUUAAUUCUCAUACCACCGCUGGAGAGGUGGUGGAGAAAUUAAUCCGCGGCCUGUCUAUGGACGACAGCCGCAACAUGUUCGCCCUCUUUGAACGCAACAAUCAAACGGACCGGGCGGUGGAGAGUCGGGUCAUUGUGGCGGACGUUCUGGCAAAGUUUGAGAGACUCGCCAGUACAGGAGACGAGGAGGAUGAAUCGGGUCUGUGGACUCUGUACUUCAAACUCUAUUGCUUCCUGGAUGUGCAGAGCGUUCCCAAGGAGGGGGUUGAGUUCGCCUUCAUGUUUGAGCAGGCUCAUGAAAGUCUUACAUGUGGUCACUUCCCGGCCCCUGAAGACACUUUACAGCACUUGGCCGCCUUAAGACUGCAAUAUCAACAUGGAGAGUUUUCCAAAGUUUCGUGGUCCCUGGAAAUGGUUUAUCCUGUUCAGAGGUUAAAGAACAAGAUUCUUCAGGCCACCAAAACCAGCAGCACAUCUGGUCAGACCCUGGAGAGGAGGAGAACCAGCUUCUUAGAGGGGACCCUGAAACGGGGCUUCAAAGUGGGAUCCAUGAAGAAACAGAAGAUGGAGGAGGAACAGAUGAUGGAGAUGUGGGUGAAAGAGGAACUCUCUGCGGCUCGCACGAGUAUAGCGGAGAAAUGGAGUCGCCUUCACGGAAUGUCCCAGCACCAAGCAAUGGUGAAUUAUAUGGCGAUUGUUACUGAGUGGCCGGGAUAUGGAUCUACGCUCUUUGAUGUUGAGUAUAAAGAAGGAGGAUUUCCUAAUGAUUUGUGGCUCGGGGUCAGUGCAGAAAAUGUUUCCGUCUACAAACGUGGAGACCCGAAGCCCCUGGAGACCUUUCAGUAUGAACACAUCAUCUUCUUCGGUGCUCCUCAGCCCAACACCUUCAAGAUUACAGUAGACGACCGAGAAAUGUUCUUUGAAACAACCCAGGUGGGAGAGAUCACCAAGAUCAUGAGAGCCUACAUCAACAUGAUCGUCAAGAAGCGCUGCAGCGUCAAGUCUGUGACCAGCCAGGACAGUCAAUUCAGCAGCUGGGCCAGGUGACCAAACUACGCCACUUAGUGGUGGUAUUCCGGGACAUCCCAUUCCCCCUUGCCGGCCAUGUAUAUAAUUUAAUAUGAAGAUUUCUUAGAUUACAUGACCUGCAUGAUGUAUAAUACGAGAGGUUUCGAUCCACGUUGUAGACUGGAGAUUACUCCCCGGUGGCCGAACCCUCGGAGUAUGAAUUCUUUUUAUACUUGUGCAUCCUGACCUGGAAUAGGAAGAUAAUCCUUCACCGCCUCCUCGCACAACAGACUGGUGACUUGUAUCAUCAAGGUGAAUUUUAUUUCAAGAAAACUGACUUUGGGGGAAAACAAAAAAUCUAAAACAUCCUUUUUUUCUACAAAGAUUUCUGUCUUCCUGCUGAAGAUGUGACCUUGUGCCACCUCAGCCCCAGUUUGAUCUUCUGAAUCCUUCUCAGGGAUUUGUAAGAUUUGCAAGAAGUGUUUGCCGGAGACGUGACAUUGCCGGUAUUUGCCGGAGACGUGACAUUGCAGGAGACGUGACAUUGCCGGUAUUUGCUGGAGAUGUGACAUUGCUGAAGACGUGACAUUGCCGGUAUUUGCUGAAGACGUGACAUUGCCGGUAAUUGCUGAAGACGUGAAAUUGCCGGUAAUUGUUGGAGACAUUAAUGGAGGACCCGGCCUUUUGUUUCCAAUGGAGAUUUUACAGUAUUAGUUUUUCCCUCACCCCAUUGUGGAUAAUUCCCAGUAGGUUAGGGAAGAUUUUCUUCCUUUCCGCGCUUACAGAAUCUUCUGUGGAAAGUAUGGAGUAUUAUUUAUUUUCUAAACUGUCUUCCCUAUGCCAUAAUGGCACCCUCCUAUACUAGUGACAUCAUUCUCCUCUUGGAUGUUACUUUUUAAUGUUAUAUCCUAGGUAUCACUGUAUAGUAUUGUAUCCCAUAAUGCACUGGGUGGCUUAGAUGUCCUGGGGUAAGACUCCCAUUAUCAGGAGGACACUUCAAAGUGAUGGAGACCGUCCUUGUAUUUUACAGUGUUCUUGGAUUAAUUGUCUGGUGCUGGACCAUAGGUUUUUCUAUUGAGACUACUCAUCCCAUGGUACCAAAUAUGAGAAAAGUUUCUUUAAAAGAACACUCCGGGCUAACUGACACAUGGUGUCGUUCCCAGUUCAGGGUCCGAGGGGGCAGGGCUUCACAGAAUGGUUCAAACACCACCAAAGUGAGAAUCCCUGUGUCAUGCUCCGGCCCCUGAGGUUCUUCACUAGUAUAACAGUGUAUUCCUGGAAUGUUCCUUUUUAGACUUUUUCAGUCAUCUUUCCUCAGACAAUCAUGGCACAGAAUGUGGACACUCUUCUACACACCUGCGUCUUGAAGUCCAUUGGAUCCUACUUACUCCCAAAAAAUCUUCAGUAUUUGCUUGAGUCCUCCUCAAGUUGUUUAAAACUUCUUAUUGAGUUGUUUCUAACAGAAGAAGUCCUUAGACCUCCGUUUGAAGAACCUCCAUUUGAAGACGACCUUUUAAAAGACAUGUUCUUCACAAUGGACUUUCCUUAGACGGGUGUUCCAGGUCUUCAAUAUCGAUGGCCAACACUGUAGUCCUGGGUAAUCAAUCCCACACAUGGCAUCAUCCAUGGAUCAUACCAUGUGGGAAGAUGAACAUUGUUUGCAGAGACCAAUUGCCGUGCAACUGGGGGAAGUUUCACCAAUUUUUUUUUUCUUAGCUGCUUGAAGAAUGGAGGCCUUUGGGUUAUGUUUGCCCGACCUCUGCGGCUUCUGUCUUAGACCGUGCUCCUGGGCUGCUGCAGGCGGUGGUGCCUGGGACUGAAUGUAUCUCGCUUAUUAUGAUGGUGGAAUUGACUGUUACUGCAUUUACAUUAUAUUGCUAAUAAAUUAUUGAGUUUAAACAUACUGAUGGCUACGAGGAUUCUGUAUGUAAUAGAGAUUGUUAUAUCCCUCAUAUCACACGAUUUGCUGUUCAACUCGUAUCUCAAUUUCUGAUCAACUUUACACCUCAAUUUCUGAUCUAUUUCACCAUUCUAUAUUCUGCUGCUUUUCAUAAAAUUCGGGAUCAUAAAGCUACCACUAGGGGGAG